AUGCGCUCUACCUCCCGAGAGAACUGCACGAUCAUCACCACCAUCAACGCCGCCGGCGCCGUGUCGGCCCCUAUCAUCAUCUUCAAAGGGCAACGCUUCAACGGAGAUUGGGUCGCGGAUCUCAACGGCCCGCCGGUACGUCAAGAACUUCCACAAGCAGCUCGGCGACCGCAACUUGCUCGACGGAAAACCCAUGUGCUCGUGCUGGAUGGGCACGCGUCGCACGUGAGCUUGGACGUCAUAAAGUUGGCCAUCUCCCUCAACAUCCACCUCGUCCAGCUGCCCUCCCACUCCCACAUCACCCAGCCCUUGAACGUCGCUCGCUUCGGGUGCUUCAAGAAGGAGCUGGCGAAGGUGAUCCAGGCCUUCCCGGCGAGGAACGGAGGGGCACUACCGCGGAAGCGGGACAUGGCCGGCAUGAUCGGGCUAGCGUGGGGCCCGAGCUUUACGCCGGAAAUCAACCAAGCUUCCUUCGCCGGGGCGGGCCUGUGGCCGGUGGACAGGGAGCGGGCACUCAGCCGGCUGCUGCGCCCGAAGAGGAAGGUGACGGAAACCGACCGCCCUCCCCUGGAGGACGUCCCCAUCGCCGUGACUAACGAACGUCUGGAGGAGUUGAUCGGCGACCGCGGUGUCCGCGCGCUCAGGUCAAAAGGCCACACCAUCACGGAACUUCGCGUGAGCACGGUGGUCCUCGGCAAGUUCCUGUCGAACAAAAACAAACGUCCCAAGGGCCCGCCCAAGCGGGCGAACUUGGGCCAUCCAGAGGGAAACCUCCUCUCUGCGUCGGAGUGGGUGGCGGAGCAGGAGAAGAAAGACCGCGAGAUCCAGGCUGCCGAGGCCGCUAGUGCAGCAAAGGCCGAGGCCGCGGGAGCGGCGUGGGAAGCCAGGAGGGUGGCGAAGGCGCCGGCGCCGGCGCCGGCGCCGGCGAACAAACGUCAAGCGAACGGCGGACGGGGGGGCGGGCA
This is a messenger RNA of Ectocarpus sp. CCAP 1310/34, 965 nucleotides long. Lineage: Eukaryota; Phaeophyceae; Ectocarpales; Ectocarpaceae. The record is from the annotation of a GenBank genome assembly.